This is a messenger RNA of Thlaspi arvense, 2153 nucleotides long. The record is from the annotation of a GenBank genome assembly. NCBI's taxonomy places the organism in Eukaryota, Viridiplantae, Streptophyta, Magnoliopsida, Brassicales, Brassicaceae.
AGAAAGAAGAGGAACAACAUAGCUAAACACUUACCUACAUAUUCGUCGUACCUAGCUAGACUGGAACUACUACAUAUUCGUCGUACCUAGCUAGACUGGAACUAUAAGGCAGCAAAGUUAUAAAUUACAUUGUAUCCCUAUAUAUAUGUUGUUUAUAGUUUUAAACAUUCUAUUGAAAAGAAAAAAAGAUAACUUUUUACAAUAAUUCAAUUUUGAGUCGCCUGCUGCUGUUUUCUAUCUCACACCUCAGUAUCAUGGAGGAAGAAGCAGCUUUUAUGGAAUCGGAAGCUUUGAAGAGGAUCAAGAGCAGCUGGGUCCUCCGACCAACCCAGCCUCUGAAGACGAGGCCCUGUGGCCUGCGGCGCAAGGCAACGUGGAUAUUGGUGGGAGUUGUGAUUGCCGUGGUUCUCACGGCAAGGCUCGCGACUCUUUCACCACACCAGCACAAGGAGGAGCAGACUCCGACUCCGGAUGAGUACCUCGUUCCUCUCCGGAAAGCGCUCACCUUCUUCAACGCGCAGCGAUCUGGACACUUGCCCGAGGUGAACGGUGUACCAUGGAGGAGCGAUUCCGGUCUUCAGGACGGGAGCAGCCACAGUCAUCUGGUAGGAGGCUACUACGACGGUGGAGAUGCCAUCAAAACAAGCUUCACCAUGUCUUUUGCGACAUUGCUCAGCUGGAGCGUCAUUGAGUACAGCUCGAAAUACGAAUCGGCUGCGGAACUACGUCACGUUCAAGAAGUAAUCAGAUGGGGAACUGACUACUUCCUUGAGAGUUUUGAUAGCAAUGCUGAUACACUCAACGAAAUGGUGUCACAGAUCGGAUCUGGAGCAAGUGCAGGGCCUAAUGACCGCUACUGUUGGAUGCGCCCUGAGGACAUUGAUUACCCGAGGCCUGUAACUCGAUGUUUCACUGACUGCUCGGACCUCGCCGCAGAGAUGGCAGCGGCUCUUGCUUCGGCAUCUAUAGUACUCAAGGAUGAUAAGGAGUACUCCCAGAAGCUUCUUCGUGGUGCCAAGGCUCUCUACAAGUUUGCGGAGUCUAUGAGUUCAACACGCUCUACCUCCGGCGAGUAUUGGGAUGAACUCAUAUGGGGUGGCGCGUGGCUCUACUAUGCGACUGGUGAUUUAGGCAUUCUUGAUCGGGUAACAAGCCCGGCUCUGGCUGCUCGCGCAUCCGCUGCAUCGUCUAACGACGGCGUGCUUGGCUGGGACACCAAACUCGCCGGGGCUCAGCUGCUGUUGACGCGGUUGAGGGUGUUCCUCCGCCCUGGAUAUCCAUACGAAGAAACGUUGAGCGAUUUUCAUAAUCAAAUCGGCGUUGUUAUGUGCUCCUACUUACCUUAUUUCAACAAGUUUAACCGAACCAAAGGAGGAUUGAUUCAGCUGAACCACGGAGAUCCACAGGUGCUCCAAUAUGCUGCGAAUGCUGCAUUCCUAGCGGUGCUAUACGGUGAUUAUCUAGAUGCUGCUGAUGUUCCGGGAUGGUACUGUGGUCCUUCCUUCUAUUCUACUCGUGUCUUGCGCGAGUUUGCCAGAUCGCAGGUUGAUUACAUACUCGGCAAAAACCCUCCGAACAUGAGUUAUGUUGUGGGUUUUGGGGAGCGGUACCCGAAACAUGUGCAUCACAGAGGAGCUUCGAUUCCAAGCAACCGGAAAGAGAGCUGCGAAGGAGGCUGGAAAUGGAAAGAGUCCAGCAACGAAAACCCAAACACCAUCCAAGGAGCCAUGGUUGCUGGACCAGACGAGGAGGACGGCUUCCAGGACCUGCGUACCAACCCCAACUACACCGAACCGACUCUAGCAGGCAACGCGGGUCUCGUCGCCGCUCUGGUUGCCCUGUCCGGAGAGGCAAAGGUGUUUGACAAAAACACUCUUUUCUCUGCCAUACCGCCGCCCUACCCGGAGGCACCGCCGCCACCAGCGCCGUGGACGCCAUAAGUUAGAUACGAAGAAUAAACAGUAGUCCUGUUCGUUUCCUUAUCUGGACACAGUGCCUGGAUAAGCAUUCAGAUACCAUAUUUAGAAGCAGUAUCCAAAUAUUUUUAGUUUGUGUUUUUGAUUAAUGUAUCUAAAAAUUACAACUGGAUACAUUCAUGUUUGUUUGUGUAUCUAUAUUUACAUCUGGAUAAUAAAAUGAUUGACGUAUUUUAC